AAAACUAGUUCUGCUGCAUAAUAACCAACCAUGACUACAGAAUCGGGAUCAGAUUCGGAGUCCAAGGAUAAAGAGCAGGAUCAGCAGGAGGCCCCAGUGCAGCAGGGCACGGCAGAACCGCAGCCGCAGGACCAGCAGCAGCAGCAGCAACAGCUGAGUGAAGAGCAUCAAAACGCCCUCGAGCAGUUUUCAGCAGUGGCAGCUCACAGCACACCUGUGAAAAAGGAGCAGGCCACAGACAAAGAACAGGAGCUAGCUGCUGCAAGUGCAAAACAGCUGGAAUACCAGCAGUUAGAGGACGACAAACUCUCUCAAAAAUCAUCAUCUAGCAAACUUUCCAAGUCUCCUCUAAAGAUUGUGAAGAAACCUAAAAAUAUGCAGUGCAAAGUGACACUCCUGGAUGGAUCUGAAUACGCAUGUGAAGUAGAGAAACGGUCCAGAGGUCAAGUGCUAUUCGACAAAGUGUGUGAGCAUCUGAACCUUUUGGAGAAGGACUACUUUGGACUAACAUACAGAGACGCAGAAAACCAAAAGAAUUGGUUGGACCCUGCCAAGGAAAUCAAAAAGCAGAUCCGAAGUGGUGCUUGGCAGUUUGCAUUUAAUGUGAAAUUCUACCCUCCAGACCCUGCCCAGCUAUCUGAAGAUAUUACCAGGUACUACCUCUGCUUGCAGCUGAGAGAUGACAUUGUUUCUGGUCGACUGCCCUGCUCUUUUGUCACGCUCGCUCUCCUGGGCUCCUAUACUGUGCAGUCGGAGCUUGGCGAUUAUGACCCCGAUGAAUAUGGCAGCGACUACGUCAGUGAAUUCCGCUUUGCACCAAACCACACUAAAGAACUGGAAGACAAAGUCAUUGAGUUGCACAAGAGCCACAGGGGAAUGACACCUGCAGAGGCUGAGAUGCAUUUCCUGGAGAAUGCCAAAAAAUUAUCAAUGUAUGGAGUAGAUCUCCAUCAUGCCAAGGAUUCUGAAGGAGUGGAGAUCAUGUUAGGUGUUUGUGCGAGUGGUCUCUUAAUAUAUCGAGACAGACUGAGAAUAAAUAGAUUUGCCUGGCCAAAGGUUCUGAAAAUUUCAUACAAGAGGAACAACUUCUACAUCAAAAUCCGACCAGGGGAGUUUGAGCAGUUUGAAAGCACUAUUGGGUUUAAGUUGCCAAAUCAUCGUGCUGCAAAGCGCUUAUGGAAAGUAUGUGUUGAACACCAUACAUUUUUCAGGCUCCUGCUACCAGAAGCACCUCCAAAGAAAUUCCUCACGCUGGGCUCCAAAUUUCGCUACAGCGGUCGAACACAGGCCCAGACUAGACGAGCCAGUGCGCUAAUAGACCGCCCUGCACCUUAUUUUGAGCGUUCUUCUAGUAAACGUUAUACUAUGUCUCGGAGCUUAGAUGGCGCCUCGGUGAAUGAAAACCAUGAAAUGUACAUGAAGGAUUCUGUGUCUGCUGCAGAGGUUGGUACAGGCCAGUACGCCACAACAAAGGGCAUCUCGCAGACCAACUUGAUAACCACCGUGACGCCAGAGAAAAAGGCAGAAGAGGAGAAAGACGACGAAGAGGGCAAAAAGAAAAGGGCAGAGGAAAUCACCCCAGUCUCGGCAAUACGCCAUGACACAAAGCCAUCUUUGCUUGGCACUGACUCAUUCCCGUCCUCCCCGUCCUCCCAGUCUGGUGGUCCCCAUGCAUCUUCAGCAAAGCUGCGCAGGAGAUGCAAGGAGAGCACUCGAAAAUCAGUAGGUUGUGAGUCAUCUAAAGAGAGUGCUCAAAAGCACGGUGAGUCAGACCUGGACUCUGACAGAAAAGGGAGAGUUUGCUCUGCUGAACAAGACGUGGCUUUUGGCUAUAAGCAGAAAGCCAGUAAAGGUGGAACGUUGUUUUCCUUCUCCUUGCAACUUCCAGAGUCAUUCCCUUCUCUCCUGGAUGACGAUGGCUACCUGUCGCUCCCUAACCUCUCCGAAACCAACCUCCUGCCUGCCAGCGUGCAGCAUUACCUUCCCAUCCGCUCCCCCUCCCUCGUGCCUUGCUUCCUCUUCAUUUUUUUCUUUCUGCUCUCUGCCUCUUUCUCAGUGCCAUAUGCCCUCACUCUCUCCUUCCCUCUGGCUAUGUGCCUCUGCUACCUGGAGCCCAAGGCGGCCUCCUUGAGUGCCUCACUUGCCAAUGACCUGAGUGACAGUUCAGAGGAAGAGACUGACAGUGAGCAGACGGAUACCGCAGCCGAUGGUGAGACCACUGCCACCGAGUCGGAUCAAGAGGAAGAUGGAGAUCUAAAGGCACAGAAUAGUCUGAUUAAGCGAAUACAGGGUGAAAAUGUGUAUGUCAAACAUAGUAAUCUUAUGUUAGAGGACCUAGACAAAACCCAAGAAGAUCUGAUGAAACACCAGACCAAUAUAAGUGAGCUGAAACGAACCUUCUUGGAAACUUCCACAGAAACGUCUAUAUCCAAUGAGUGGGAGAAGAGGCUUUCCACAUCUCCAGUCCGGCUUGCAGCGAGGCAAGAGGACGCGCCUAUGAUUGAACCACUAGUGCCUGAAGAGACCAAAGAAGAAAGAGAAAAAUCAGAAAAACUCAUACUUUUGCAGAAGGGAGGUACUACAUUCCUUGAAUUGCAGCCAAGUGUGAUAGAGAAGAAGCUGCAGGAAGGAGAUUCUGCUGGCACUUUGGUUACUUCUCAUCAAAUCAUUAUCCAGAAAAGUAUACCAUCAUCCAUAGAGACUAAGCAGUCCAGCGGUGAAAAAACCUUGGAUGGUUCAGAUAUCUUCAGUUUAAUAGAGUCCGCCCGGAAACCAACUGAGUUCAUAGGAGGGGUUACUUCUACUUCACAUACCUGGGCUCAGAGAACGGAGACAAAGACAUCUCAGGAGAUAGUUUCCAGUGAAAUGAAGCCAGCAGCUCAGCCACAUCAGGAGACAGUGAAGAAGGUUGUACAGGAGACUGUCGUGGUCGAGGAGAGACAGGGGCUGAGCGUGCACGCGAGCGGGGAUCCUGCGAAAGUGGCUGGACUUGCGCCGGAUGCUCAGGCUCAGGCAGCAUCCGCUGCGGCUGCUAGCGUCAAAGGGAAGGAAGGCUCUGCUGUGACUGAGGGGGCUAAAGACGAGAAAAAGGAGGAGGCUGAGAAAGCCGUAACCAAACAGGAAGGAAUCGCUGCUGCUGUUUCUCGCGAGCAGAAGGAGGAGCACAGUACAGCAGUCCAUGUUUCAGAUUCUUUGGAAAGAAAACCUCACUUUGAGUCACCAGUUGUGAAGACUGAGACCAUCAGUUUUAGCACUGUUUCUAGUGGUGGGGAAAACCUUGAAAUUUCAACCAAGGAAGUGCCAGUAGUCCAUACAGAAACAAAAACCAUUACGUAUGAGUCAUCACAGGUGGAUGGUGGUGCUGACUCAGAACCAGGUGUAUUAAUGAGUGCACAAACUAUCACAUCUGAAACUACUAGCACUACAACCACUACACAUAUCACCAAAACGGUGAAAGGAGGCAUCUCAGAGACAAGAAUUGAAAAACGAAUAGUCAUCACAGGAGAUGCAGAUAUCGAUCAUGAUCAGGCGCUGGCUCAGGCAAUUAAAGAAGCCAAAGAGCAGCACCCUGACAUGUCAGUGACCAAAGUAGUGGUACAUAAAGAAACAGAAAUCACACCAGAAGAUGGGGAGGAUUGACCACAGGAAUAAUUUAGCUUGCAUAUGAAUCCAGACAUGCACACCAGUAGGAAUACGAGAGCCUAUAUGGAGUCUCAGUUCCAACCUGACUGACUUGUAUCUGUCUGUGGAAAAUUUCAGUACAGAAGAAUUGAUUUUGACCGUUACUAAAGAAACUGGCAGAGAUAUCUUCCCAUAGAAAGCAAUCUGAAUCAGCAUCAGUUAAACAAUAUUGCAUGAAGCAACAAUAAAAUUACAAAAAAGCAGCAUUUUUAAUUUUCUUAAAAUGUCUGAGUUUUCAGCUAUACCUGCACGUUCAUAAACAAUAUAAACAGUGAUCUCAUGUAACACAUAAACGAUUCAUGCCUUUCACAGUUUAUGAAAGUCUAAACAAAUUAAAAUUUGUUAGGUGGCAAGCCUUUUGUUUACAGAUACUGUAAAUGAAGAUUACCCCAAAAUGCUAAAAGCUGUAUAGGUACUGUGUAUAAUGUUUUACCACACAUUAGAUGUGCCAAUAACACAGUUUAUUCAGUAAACGACUUGAACCUUAUAUUUGUUUCAUCUGGUUUUAUUACUGCCCGAUAAACACUGAUGAAUCUUUACUCUUAUCAAAAUAUGUAAAGGCUUACAAAGUGUGCUUUGUAUACCUGACAGAAUACCUUAUGAGGUAGUAAUGAUUUUAGCAUAUUAACUUUAAUGAUUUUUGUCAGCAUUGUUCAGAGUCAGCUUCCAGUCACCCUUCACGGAUCCUAACCUUGUAAAUUAUAUGUAGUUAUUUUGGAGAAAAUCUGUAUUUUACUUAGUUUGCAUUAGAAAAUUAUUAAUCUGAAAUAACCGUGAUGGUUUUCUAUUGAUUUCCCUUUUGUUCUCAGAGGAAAGAAAAACGUCUGUUGAGAAUCUGGUCAGCAUUUACUAUCUAGUUGAGAAUCAAGCCUUAACCUGUACAGAACAUCCACUGAAAACUCAUUAGUGUUCAGCUAUAAUACCCACUGAAGGGAUAGAGUCCAUUACACUGUCAGCUGCAUCACAACACAUGGUGAAUGUAUGUUUCUGCAUAGUGAAAUAAAAGUGGUAAACGCAUCCAAAAUUGUAUUGUUCUGUGUCUAAAAGAACCUAGUGUUUUUAGAUUCAAAGCAGUAAGCUACAUUUGUAAGUUGUCACAGGUUUUUAUUCAUCUGCACAGUAGACGCGUUUUGUCUUCAGUGGCUGACACUACACUGUGCAGACAGCUGGAGUUAGCAGAAGACCCAAAGGGAUGACAGUGUUCACCUUUGGGAAAACGAUGUUUGCAAAGGUAAAGGAAUAUUUGGUUUCUUCUGUUUUCUGUAGGUGUCUACUGUGUUUCACUGAGGCUACAGGAAGGAUUUUGUGGUUGUCUAGAAAGUAAAGGGCCAGUAGCAUUUGAUUUCAGAUCCAUUCUCUUUCUGUGAUUUUGCUCUGAAACAUGGAUAAAAUUCUCUGUUCAAAGCAGUCCUUACAUUUCUGUUCCUUUUUUUUGCUGCGCUCCUGCAUUUUGUUGAUGCUCCCCUGGUAAUUUAAGAGAAGUUCGUAAGGAUUAUGACCCUUCCAUCUGUAUUUCCUUGCAGGAUUGCAAGAAAUGGAUACAAGCGAAUUUUUCAGGACAUAAAGGGCCAAAUUUGCCCUUCAUUGUUUACACGGGGUUCCCUCACAUUGAAGUCAGUGGAUUUGACUUCAGUGGAGAGCAAGAUUUGACCCAGUGACUUGUUAUAAAUGUUUAUUUUCUUAAUUUAGAAAGAAAAAUAGUAUAUAUAGAGAAAAUAACCUGUAGAUAAUAGUAAUUAAAAGUAAUAUACCAAGGCUUUUAAAGCUCUGCCCCUAGACUCUAAAAUGUCUUCCUUCAACCAGCCGUUCUUCAUGCCUUUAAUCCAGAAAGCUAACUAUGUAACUGUCCCAUACUGCAGUCAUUGCUUACCUCUUGCCUAAUAAAUAAUGCAAAGACUACAGUCUUUUGUAAUCUUUGAUUUACCUGUCCUCUUCCUCAUCCUUCAGAUUUGUAAAAGAGCGUCUAUAUUCUGUGCCUUCUCAGUGAAGGUAGAAUCAGCUUUCUUCUGCUGCCAGUGCCCCCCAGCAGUCGUAGAUGGAAGAGGUGCUCACCCUAUUUCUCAGCAGACCACGCUCCAGGUUCUUGCUACUGCGUCAGGAGUUUAAAAAUAGACUCUGAAGCCAUAAUGAUCUUCCCUCAGGUGUCCCGUAUGUUGUCAGCUAAGAAACAGUAUUAUAUUACCUCAGAGAGAUGCGGGGCUAUUAUAUUGCCUUCUCUCCAGAGUUAGCAUUAUAUUUUAGCAUGGCUUCAGGAGAUUGCACUUUGGUGAUACUGCACAGUAUAUAUGCUGUCUAAAGAUACUAUCUCUUUAGAAGUUAGUCUCUUUGGAAAGGAUGCUCACAGCUAAGAAAUGGCCUAAGCAUAUGCAAAAUACAAGAUUAGAGUGGACAGGCAACGACAUCUCAGAGCACUGUUGGCAGUAGACCCUUGUUUUGGGGAUGGUUCCUGGGAGCGAUAGUCUUGGUUUUUGUUAGAAACUGUUUCUUGGGUUGUCUGCCUAAUGCUGUGCCACAUGAAAUAAAGAACACCUGCCUGUUUCUACCAAC
This is a messenger RNA of Struthio camelus australis, 6228 nucleotides long. Lineage: Eukaryota; Metazoa; Chordata; Aves; Struthioniformes; Struthionidae. The record is from RefSeq and is a predicted model, not a curated record.